UGAAGUCCUGAAUAAUUAAUGUCCCAACAAGCCUAUACAAAACUCGGGAGACUACUGUAAUCUUCCAUUUUAUCACAACUCCACUGAAGCAGGCACCGGAGACGAAGAAACUUUAAAUUUCUAUCUGUGAAAAAUUAAUUUUGACAAACAGCUAAACUGAGAAUGGAGAUCAACAUGAUGACUGUUACAUACUGUUUGUUGGCCUUUGUUACACUUAUAUCAACAGUUAUUUCAAUACCAAUUGACACACAGGAAGCUACUGAUAUGCAUUUAGAAGAAAAAAGGCCGAAAUACAUGGAUACAAGAGAUCUGGACUUCUUUAAAGAAUUGGUAUAUGUAUCUUUACAAAAAUUGGAAAAGGAAGGCAAAAUCAACAAAUACGUACUAGAGAAGGAAUCGAUUGAAGACGAAACAGACAACGAAGAGAACAACGGAACUGUUGACAAGAGAAACCGACAUUUGCGAUUGUGUCUGCGACGAAACGGAAGCAGUUACAUUCCUUACCCAUGCUGGAGACGAGGUCAAUAAGACAUCUACGGACUAUAAAGGUUAAAGUUCACUUGGACUACAGAUACUCACGUUCUACAUAUCGGAGUAAUAUACAAUAGGGAGAAAUAGUUUUCUUAUUACAUUGGAUCAGGAAUAUACAUGAUAGAUUUUUAUUUUUAAAGGAACAAAUGUUGUUUUACAGUUAUUUUGUUUUUGCAAUUAUUUUUAACAAUUUUUCUAAAUGUAAAUAGUAUAAUACACACAUGAUCACCUACAGUGUAAGUCACAACAAUGAAUUAAAUCAGGGUUGUUUGUAUCUGAAAUAUUUUUAUAUCGUUCAUGAAUGAACACUUUAAAUAAUUGUGAAGGGACAAUGGAUAUUCUAAAUUACGUAUGCGAAAAAUAUUCUUGUAUUUAAUCUAAAAGUUUUAAUUUAAUUUCAUGAUAUUUUAAGCAUAAAUUUUUGAAUAAUAAGUUUGUUUUUUUAUCAGAUUUUCUUCAUAAUAAAAAAAAAUCCAAAACAAUUAAAGUUGUUUACAUAUUUUUGUUUUAGACUCUAAGCCUUAAGCUACAAUGAUGUCACUAAAGAAAGUAGUGAGCCUUUAAAUUCAUUAUUGUCUAUGUACGCGUUCACCAGAAUUAUUCUUGUUUUAAAACAAAUGAGUGCAGAUAUGUCAAUAAAUGACAAAUUAAUUCUUUGAUAUAAAUUUCAUUAGAAUUUCAUGCUUAAUAUAAUCUCAUAACUAUUUCUAAAUGAUACAACAAAAACGCAUAAGUUGUAUUGCACGUCGACCAACUAAAAUUAAUCAAUUAAAAAGAGAUAACAAGUCAUUCCAUAUUGGAAAAAAAUAUGCAUUCACUAAUGUGUAUUGAAACAUGAGUAAUAUAGUUUUAUAUAGAAUGUGAUGAUAGAAAUUAUGAAAAAAACAUAUGAAUAUUUAAUAAUUGCUAUAAAUUUAUCGACGUGCAAUGUAACUUUAUGCCAGUUGAGUUUUGCGUAGGACUAAGCAUUAUAUGGUACGCUCGAUUACAUGAUUUGAAACUUGUAUAUUCUGGUUGUUACGUCAUUAAAGGUAUAAAAAAUUAUAAAGAAAACAAUCUCAUAUAAAGAGAUUAUUAAUAGAGGUCAAAAACAAUGAUCGUUUCUCUUGCAUAAACAUAUCAACUUAAUACUUUGAAAUGUCUGUAUUUUCUGUGGUUUUUACGACUAUGUAUCUAUUUUCAUCAUCACUAAAUGUAAAAUUUGUUUGGAAAUAAAAUCUCUCACAUAAAAUU
Mytilus trossulus (common blue mussel) is the source of this 1764-nucleotide messenger RNA. RefSeq lists its product as uncharacterized. Bases 163 to 528 code for a protein of 121 amino acids. Lineage: Eukaryota; Metazoa; Mollusca; Bivalvia; Mytilida; Mytilidae. The transcript is spliced from 6 exons. The record is from RefSeq and is a predicted model, not a curated record.